UCGAACCUGGAGAUGCCCCACUCUCCUAUCAGCAGCCUCAAAACGGACUAGGAUAACCUCCCUCCACCACGCACAGCUUCGCCGAGUAUCCUUCUUUGAUGCCUCCACUCGCUCCCCUAUUCCUCGUCAUGAGCCAUCACGUGUAAGCGAACUUUUGAUAGACGAUGAGUAGCAACAGUAACAGAAAUGGAACUUUCAUGGGCCCAAAGCCCACGAAAGCAUGCGUCAAUUGCAGACGUCAAAAGAUGAAAUGCGAGGUAGAAGAUCAAUCAUCCACUUGCAAACGAUGCCGGUUGAGUCAAAUCCCUUGUAUAUUUAAACCGCGGGCAAAUGCCGCUGCUGUAGUUCAUGAGCUUCCACCACCAUCUCAUGCUAUUGCAGGACAUGCAAGCAAUACGGCCCAACCGACGCUUGAUCCUCAGACAGUCCUUUCCCGGCUCGAUACGAUCGAGGCAUUACUUGGCAUUGUCUCUUCUCCUCGCCCGGUCUUGGACGAUGAUGUAUGUCUACGCCCAACAGAUGCUGACUCGGCAUUCCAUGGCGUCUUUGCUGCAGCGAUGCAUCUGAAGACGACAACUCGACCUCCGCAAACCCCGAAGAUAUGGUCUCGUGAUGUUAUCAAGCAGCUCUGGCUAUCCUUUCACAAGAAUAUGCCCGGGCUGCAUUUCUUGUCAAAGAAGAAGACUUCAUCUACGCCCACUCCACUUCUACUUGCUGCGAUACUCUACGUUUCAGCUCUACAUCAUCAAUCUCCCGACUUUGCAGGCUUAGCUCCUGGUUAUUUUGUUGCAACAUGUAGUGCUAUCUCAGAAUUAGCAGUGCCUAUUCAGGCUGCCUCACGAGCUUCCAAAGAUGGACCUAAUCAAGAGAAGACAAAGUUGAGCGAGGAGCAGAGAGGGUUUCAGAAUGUACUGGGUCUCAUACUUGCUGGACUCAUCUCUGAAGCUUUCAUUGAGACUGCUGGCCUGUGGAUAACGAUGGGAUAUCGACUCACGCUUGAUCAUUGCCCCGUUCACAUCGAUGAACGCUCCCACGAAUGGAGAGGCUUGUUCUCAGGACUACAAAUCAUCGAUCUCGAACAUGCCUCAUUGCAUAUGUCCUGCCCAAUUGUCCCAAAAGAAGCACCGUUGCCAUCUUUGCGGCAGCUUCAGACAGCAGCCAAAGACCCUUUUUACAGUCUCACACAGAUGAUGCAUACCGGCCUUAGCCAUUUCACUGGCAGAGGGCUGCCCACAAUAUGGUCCUUCAUCUCCUCGAAUCAGGUCGAUAGCGCACAGCGUACGCCAGCCGUCUUUACUGAAGCAGAUAGUAAGGUGAUCCGAGAGUGGGCAAGACAAUUGGAUGAUUGGCUUGUGCAAUGGAACAAGCCCAAUGACCCAGACCACGACUCCCUAAUGAUCUUCCGCCAAUACAGUCUUCACCGACUGUUCGUCCUCUCAAUUUAUCAUCCCGCACGCGGCUUUGACCUCUUUGCCAACAAUGUUGCGAAUAUGGAACGGCACGAGCUGUUAAUAUCUGCCAGAGCUACGCUGAAGCUGCAAAAUGAGGAUAAAGGAAUCUGGUCCAACUGGGACCUUGUGAUGAUAACCUGGGCAGCUCUCCUCGUACUCCAAGGCAUCGAAGGCGGAGUUGGAGAAUCAGAUGACUUCAUCCUCAUCCAAACGCACCUAAACAUGCUCCAAACAACCCACCAACCCGAGCCCUCCCUGCGGCACACCCUCGCCUCCCGCCUCGAGUCCUCCCUCCAAAACAUGCACACGCCGCGUCCGGCACCCGAACUCCUUUCCACCUCAGCUCAAGUAUACAACAACGAAUGGGCGAUCUUUGACAGUAACAGCAUUUUGCAGUUUCAGAAUAUCGGGCCGGGGACUGGCAAUGGGGUGGGGAUGAGUGGAUUCGGUGCACAACAGCAGUUUGGGGAUAUGGAUGCGCAGUGGUUGAGUGGCGAGCAGUAUUCUGACGCGUGGCAGAGCACCAUGUUUAGGAUUUUCGGGAGUGGGAAUGAGAAUCAGGAGAUGGGGAUGGAGAUGGGUGGGAAUGGGAUGGUAUGAAUAUUACAUCAACAUACAGAAACAGCGGAAGUCGGAGCAUUCAAUCCUUCAAUGUACAGUACUUAGAUCUUCGUGUAAUCAACUUCGUUAACUCUCAACCUCCAUCUCUGGGCUCGUGUAUCAAAAACAAGCUAGCGUGAAUUUGCCCUUCCUCAGCCUCGCUUUUCCUCAGCCUAACCCACAAACGAAAUUUCAUAACUAUGUAAAUUUAAAUAAGCAUUUCCUCCCCAGCAAGCCCGGUUAGGCCACCCAGAAAGUGGGUGGCCAAAAGACCGACCGGGUUUGUCGCUGACUCGCCACCGUGCCUCCUAACGACAACUUAACUACGCCAUUCCCUCCGCCACCGCGAACAAGCUAUGCGCUUGGGCGCCCGGGCACACAGUACUUCGGUAAUAAUA
Mollisia scopiformis is the source of this 2449-nucleotide messenger RNA. RefSeq lists its product as uncharacterized. Gene Ontology annotation, molecular function: zinc ion binding; DNA-binding transcription factor activity, RNA polymerase II-specific. The coding region runs from base 165 to 2051 and encodes 628 amino acids. Gene Ontology annotation, biological process: regulation of DNA-templated transcription. Lineage: Eukaryota; Fungi; Ascomycota; Leotiomycetes; Helotiales; Mollisiaceae. The record is from RefSeq and is a predicted model, not a curated record. The transcript is spliced from 12 exons.